AUGGCUUUUGUUUGCCUUAUUGUAAAAGCAUCUACAUCAAUUUUAACACCAAGUAAUAUAUCAGCUGAUUCAUUCGAAGAUAUAUUUGAAGGAAUUGUCGAAAGAUUCAAAAAUCAUAAUUUCGUCAGCGGCGCAGUCUCAGUCAAUUAUAAUGGAAAGAACAUAUUUGAAAGCAUCAAAGGUUUUUCUGACAUCUCUAAACAAACUAAAGCAAAUCGAGAAACCCUAUACCAUUGGUCAUCUAUUAGCUCAGUUUUGGCACAUGUGUCAAUUAUGCAACUAUAUGAGGAAGGCAAGCUCAAUCUAACUGAUGAUAUCAAGAAAUACUUAGGAAAAAAAUUUUUCAAACGACUUUCAUACAAUGAUACUAUUAGAAUCAUCAAUCUAAUGAACCAUGAUACAGGCUGGGAUGAGACUGCAGAAAAAUCAAUUGUUCAUGGAAAUAAAAUUAAAGUAAACCUAGAAAAUGUCAUCAGAAAAAACGAACCUCAACAAUUUUGUCGACCAGGAACAUUCGUGUCAUUUUCUGAUUAUGGAGUUGCAGUUGAAGGUCUUAUCGUUGAGAAAGUUUCUAAGAUGAAGUAUUGGAAAUAUGUUCGUAUGAACAUACUCAAAAGGCUGGGUAUGAAUAUGACUUCUGUUGAUCCUCAAAGGAAUGAUAUCUCCGAAGAUAUGCUCAGAAACAUGGCAAAACCAUAUGCUCUUCAAAAUGAAGAUAUGAGAAUCAUUGAGACAGAGAUCUUUUCGAACCAAUUUUAUCCAUCUGGAUCAGUUAUAUCAACAAUAUCUGACAUGUCCAAAUUUGUUGACUCAUUGAUCUGGAAGGAAGGGACAAAUAACAUUUUUAAGAAUAAGGAAACAUAUAUUGAGUUUUACAAUAUAUCGAAAGAAUCGGCUAGAAUAUCUCAUGGAUUGUUCCAACAAAUCUAUUCAGACAAGAUAAUUGGAUAUGACCAUCAAGGAAAAACAAUUGGAUAUACAGCAUUCAUGUCAAUACUUCCAGAUCAGGGCUUUAGUUACGUCGGAGUUUCUAAUAUCCAAGAUGAUUUCGUUAUUUCCAGAGCAUUCCAUCGUAAGCUCUGGGGAAUCUACGUACCAAAGACUGAUAUAAACAUAUCAUCAAAUCUAUCUGGUAAAUAUCGGCCUACAGCAAUUGUUCAUCGAGGAUUUUUCAUGAGACAUGACUUAGAUAAAAUAUAUUCUCUCGAUGUUUUAGAACGUAACAAUCAAUUCUCUUUUCGUGGGGAAAUAUAUAGCAUUUCUGAAUUUAAUCUAUUCACAAACAAUGCAUCAUCAAAUGGUUCAUAUAUUGGAAAAUAUCAAAUCAGAUUCAUAAAAGAUUCUAAUCUUACUAUCAUUGGAUUAUGCAAUUUCGAUGAAUGUUAUGAAAAAGUCAAUGAAAUCAAUAAAUAUGAAAUACCACUAGUGAUAUAUAUUUUUGAAAUAUUUAUCAUAACAACAUCUUGGAUAUUCUUCAUUGGGGAAUUAAAUCAUAGAACAAACACAUGCUUUUGCUUCAAGCAAAUAAUUAUAAUGUUAAUGAUACUUCUCAUUUGCACUUUAUCAUUCAUAACAAACAUAAAUCUUUUGAAAAAUAGAAUAUGUAUCAGAACAACUGCCAUGAAUGUUAUUUAUAUAUUAAUAUUUAUAAUAUGCUGCGAAGUUAUAUUAUCAUUAGUUUAUUUUUCAUUAUUCAUUAUCGAUUUCACUAAAGUAGCGGAUCCUAAAUACAAGUCUCCAAUAGGUUCUUUAAUUGAUUUCAUAAUGUUUUCCAUCGAUUAUGAUCCUAAUGAUAAUGUUGAUAUUUUUGAUAAGGACGAAGAUUUAUGCAGUGAAGAUUUAUGUGAAAUUGAUAUCUUGAUUUUUUUAUCUUGCAUUUUCUGCAUAUUUUAUCAUGUUAGAAUGCUAAUUGUAAAUGAAGCAAUAUAUUUAUAA
Molecule: messenger RNA, 1935 nt
Organism: Trichomonas vaginalis G3
Lineage: Eukaryota; Parabasalia; Trichomonadida; Trichomonadidae
Product: beta-lactamase family
Exons: 1
Coding region: 1-1935 (644 amino acids)
Source: RefSeq, a predicted model, not a curated record